ACACACACACAUCGCCGGGUUGGGGGCCACUCUCACCGCCUACCCAACAUGAGUACGGACUUUGUCCCUGUCACUUUCGACGAGUAAAGACAAACAGAGCCACACGGAUUUAGAAACAGCCGCGGACAAAGAAGCAUGUUUUCAACCAAGACUGUGAAAACUGAACCCAGCCAUCACCAGCAUGUCUCCUCGGCAGAGCAGAUCCUCAUGGUGGAGUGUUGUUGUGGGCCGGGCCACAACUGUGAGCUCCACACGGCCGACACCGGUAGGAUUCCUUGCUCCGCGGAUUGUCAGGAAAUGUGCAAUUCCAAGAAACAAGGCCUUGACAACUUGGCUUAUGUGUAUGGAAGCCAGAGUGAGCUCCAACCUCCAGCCAAAUGUAUCUCCAGGGUCACUUUCCGAAUCCUGGGACUCAGCACUGAGCCUCAGGCCAGAGAAGUUGAAACCAGAAUCUCCAUCCUGAAAGGUGUGCUUGGCGUUAGCUUGUCUAUGCCUAGGAAAUUAGCCAAAGUGGACUACGACACCUCAGUCAUCACAAGCAAAGAAAUUGUCCUGGAGCUCCAGAACACUGGACACAGUGUGGAGGCAGCAGUCCAGAUCAGGGUGGAUGGCAUGCACUGCCAGUCCUGUGUACGUUCCAUCGAGGACCGCAUUUCUGGGUUACCAGGAGUGACACGAAUUCAGGUGUCGCUUCAGAACAGAGAAGCAGUGAUUGUAUUUCAGCCUCUAAUCGUUGAACAACAGGAACUAAGGGUCGCCAUUGAAAACAUGGGGUUUGAUGCCAUUUUAAGAGAUGACCUGUCCUUAGAAGACAUAAAUGGCUGGCAGUUGGACAUCUUGACCCCAUCAAGUCAGACUGUAAAUAUUUGGAUUGUGGGAAUGACGUGCAACUCUUGCGUGCAGUCCAUAGAAGGGAGGAUUUCUCAGAUGGCUGGUGUGUUGUCUAUAUGUGUGUCACUCAUGGAAGAAAAGGGAACGAUAUCUUUUGAUCCCCGUCAAAUGGAUCCAGAGAAGCUCCGGGUGGCCAUUGAGGACAUGGGCUUUGACGCCUCACUUCAAGAACCCGUUCAGAGCAGUGUGAAGUCCAAUCCUGUCACCUCUGCACCUUCUCACCUUCCUGAAAUGCGCUCAACCGAUAAUUCAGUACCCAGCAACAACAAUCGAUCACAGUCGAUCCCUGGGAUCUCUCAGUGUGGCUCCACUGAUGUUAAAGCACAAAAAUGCUUCAUUUGUGUAACGGGAAUGACCUGUGCCUCCUGCGUGUCAAAUAUUGAGAGGAACCUGCUCAAACACAGGGGAGUCAUCUCUGUGUUGGUUUCACUCAUGGCUGGAAAGGCAGAGGUGAAAUAUGACCCCAGCACCAUCGAUUCUGCUGCUGUGACUCAGCUUAUAGAAGAUCUAGGCUUCGGUGCCAAGCUGAUUGAGGACAAUGCUUUAACACAUGGGAAACUGGACCUCUCUAUAACAGGCAUGACGUGUGCAUCGUGUGUCCACAACAUUGAGUCCAAGCUCACCACAACCAAAGGCAUCCUAACAGCCUCUGUCGCUCUGGCUACCAAAAAAGCACAAAUUCAAUUUGACCCAGAUGUGCUCGGAGCCAGAGAUAUUAUCAAGAUCAUUCAGGAUCUUGGAUUUGAGGCCAGUCUGGUUAAGACAGGCUUCAAAAAUAACCUAGACCACUCAGAAGAAAUUAAACAGUGGAAGAAUUCCUUCUUUUUCAGCCUAGUUUUUGGCCUCCCCGUCAUGGGCCUCAUGAUCUACAUGAUGGUCAUGGACAGUCAGCACCAGGAACAUGGAGGCUCCAUGCCUGAAGAUCAGAACAUACUGCCAGGCCUUUCCCUGCUCAACCUGGCGUUCUUCCUGCUCUGUACACCUGUGCAGGUCUUGGGAGGUCGCUAUUUCUACAUCCAAGCAUACCGCUCAUUAAAGCACCACACUGCCAACAUGGAUGUUCUCAUUGUGCUGGCCACCUCCAUUGCUUACCUGUACUCCUGUGUGGUUCUCAUCGUGGCCAUGGCUGAACAAGCCCAUCAGAGCCCGGUCACCUUCUUUGACACCCCACCCAUGCUGUUUGUCUUCAUUGCUUUGGGUCGAUGGUUAGAGCAUGUUGCAAAGAGUAAAACCUCAGAGGCUUUGGCCAAACUAAUGUCACUUCAGGCCACUGAUGCUACUGUGGUCACUCUGGGAUCUAACCUCUCCAUCAUCAAAGAGGAGCAGGUAGUGGUGGACUUAGUCCAGCGUGGAGACAUUGUGAAGGUCGUCCCAGGAGGAAAGUUCCCCGUAGAUGGGAAAGUAAUUGAAGGAAGCUCGACGGCUGAUGAAUCCUUAAUCACAGGGGAGCCCAUGCCUGUCAGUAAAAAGGUAGGCAGUUUGGUGAUUGCCGGCUCCAUCAAUGGUCACGGUGCUCUUCUGGUGGAGGCAACGCAUGUGGGUGAUGACACGACUCUGUCACAGAUAGUCAGACUGGUGGAGGAAGCUCAGACCUCCAAGGCACCAAUCCAGCAGUUUGCAGACAGACUGAGUGGUUACUUUGUCCCCUUCAUUGUCAUCGUGUCCGUGCUCACACUGGUGGCUUGGAUCGCUGUUGGUUUUGUAAAUUUUGACAUCAUCAAGGAAAACUUCCCUGGUUAUAACUCCAACAUCUCCAAAGCAGAGGUUAUUGUGCGCUUUGCCUUUCAGGCGUCAAUCACUGUUCUGUCCAUUGCCUGCCCCUGCUCUUUGGGUCUGGCAACCCCGACUGCUGUCAUGGUGGGUACAGGAGUUGGAGCGCAGAAUGGGAUUUUGAUAAAAGGAGGCGAACCGCUGGAAAUGGCCCAUAAGAUUGGUGUGGUGAUGUUUGACAAGACUGGUACAAUCACCAACGGCAUCCCUCAGGUAACCCGUGUCUUGGUGUUGUGGGAAAUGGCUCGCAUGCCCCUGAGAAACAUCCUGGCUGUUGUGGGUACAGCAGAGGCCAGUAGUGAGCACCCGUUGGGCAGGGCAGUCUCCAAAUACUGCAAAAAGGAGCUGGGCUGUGACUUGCUGGGCCACUGCCAGGAAUUCCAGGCUGUGCCCGGCUGUGGGAUCAGCUGUCGGGUCUUCAACGUGGAGCAUCUCCUCCAGAAGGGGCCGCAGCAGAUUUCUGAGGAGCACUUCCUGCUUCCUGGUGCCACCACAGAUGAAAGUAGCCUGCUCUCUGAUGAAAACCCAUAUACUCACAUGCCUUCUCAGUCCCCGUCUUACUUGGUCAUAAUCGGGAACAGGGAAUGGAUGAGGAGAAAUGGUCACCACAUUGGUGCAGACAUUGAUGCCGCUAUGAGCAGCCAUGAGAUGAAGGGUCAAACAGCCAUUCUGGUUGCUGUUGAUGGCAUGCUGUGUGCCAUGAUAGCCAUUGCUGACACGGUGAAAGCAGAGGCUGCGUUGGCAGUUCACACACUCAGCAGCAGGGGCAUCGAUGUAGUUAUGAUAACAGGAGACAACAGACGGACAGCUAAAGCUAUUGCUGCACAGGUGGGCAUCAGGAAGGUGUUUGCUGAGGUUCUACCCUCACACAAGGUGGCUAAGGUUCAAGAGCUUCAGGAGAAAGGCCUACGGGUAGCAAUGGUUGGAGAUGGUGUUAACGACUCCCCUGCCCUCGCCCGCAGCGACGUGGGCAUCGCCAUAGGCACAGGAACAGAUGUGGCCGUUGAGGCAGCAGAUAUCGUCCUGAUCAGAAACAAUCUGCUAGACGUUGUAACGAGCAUAGAGCUGUCCAAGAAAACAGUGCAGAGGAUAAGGAUCAACUUUGUGUUUGCUCUCAUUUACAACCUAUUGGGAAUUCCCAUUGCUGCUGGUGUUUUCAUGCCUGCUGGUCUGGUUCUUCAGCCAUGGAUGGGCUCGGCAGCAAUGGCUGCCUCUUCUGUUUCUGUCGUUCUGUCAUCUUUGUUGCUGAGAACGUACAAGAAAACUUCAGUGGACCUGUACGAGACACGUGCCCGGGGUCAGAUGAAGAGCCUGGGCUCAUCUCAGAUCAGCACCCACCUUGGGCUGGAAGGCAGGUGGCGCAGUCCAGCUCCUCCCGGUACAGCUGAGGAACAUUUCGAUCAAAGCACUAUGGCGCCCUCUGCUCUCUCCAGAGAUGAAGUGUCUGUGAACUCUUUCAAGGGACAACAGGACCGCUACUCCCUGCUGGACCACCAAACCACAGAAGAUAUUAAUGUGUAGCUUUGAAACAAAGGGAGUGGAAAUCACAGAAGUUUCUGCAUGUUGUUUUUGUGUUAACAUUGAUUUAACAAAC
This is a messenger RNA of Cynoglossus semilaevis (tongue sole), 4255 nucleotides long. RefSeq names its product ATPase copper transporting beta (gene atp7b). Gene Ontology annotation, biological process: copper ion homeostasis; monoatomic cation transport. The transcript is spliced from 20 exons. Gene Ontology annotation, molecular function: ATP hydrolysis activity; ATP binding; copper ion binding. Gene Ontology annotation, cellular component: membrane. The record is from RefSeq and is a predicted model, not a curated record. Bases 136 to 4182 code for a protein of 1348 amino acids. NCBI's taxonomy places the organism in Eukaryota, Metazoa, Chordata, Actinopteri, Pleuronectiformes, Cynoglossidae.